AUGGCAGCCCAGCAGGCUCAGCCCUUCCGUUGGCACUACGACGAUCUCGACGACAAGAACUUCCACGUCCACGGCGGCGCCCUCCUUAACCUCAUCCUCCUCAUCUCCGUCUCCGUUCUCCUGUCGUCCACACUUGUGUGCCUGCUCGUGAGGUGGGCGUAUCGCCACAGCCGCAGGACGGCGGAAACAGGCUCGGUGAGCAUGGCGCCGGCAGCCGGCCUCGAACCGCAGAUCAUCGGUAGCUUCCCGGUGCACCUGCACCGAGCAUCGGGGACCGGCGAGGAGCCGCAGUGCUCGAUAUGCCUGAGUAGCGUGAUGGAGGGGGAUAAGAUGAAGGUGUUGCCAAGCUGCGGCCACGGGUUCCAUGUGGAGUGCAUCGACGAGUGGUUACGGGCUCAGACGAGCUGCCCGCUGUGCAGGGCGUCGCUCGGUGAAUCAUCGCAGGCCGCGGAACAGGAGGCUGUGGCCUGA
Messenger RNA from Musa acuminata AAA Group (dessert banana), 471 nucleotides. RefSeq names its product RING-H2 finger protein ATL66-like. Bases 1 to 471 code for a protein of 156 amino acids. The transcript has a single exon. The record is from RefSeq and is a predicted model, not a curated record. NCBI's taxonomy places the organism in Eukaryota, Viridiplantae, Streptophyta, Magnoliopsida, Zingiberales, Musaceae.